GCCUAGAAUAUGACAUCCAAGGCCGCCAAAGAAAUGAAUAUCAUCAAGAAGGGAUUAAAAUCUGUUGAUUCCAAGUCUGAAUCUGAGUUGCAAGUCUAUAAGAAAGAAAAUGCAGUCCUGAAAAAAUCUCUGGAAGAAAUCGUAAAGGGAAAAAGCAAAAUGUCACCUGAAGAAAGGAAGAGGCUUCUGGAGAAAAUACUUGCACUUCAAACGGAAACUGAAAAAUAUAACAAUAUCCUUGGAGAGCGAGAUCGUGAAAUCCAGCUCCUGAAAGAUAAGCUGAAGAGCAGAAGCCAAUGUAGUGAUACUGCUAGUCUACUUAAUCAAUUGGAAGAGAAGACAAAGGAAAUGGCUAAGAAGGAUCAGAUGCUGAGUUCCUUCUCAGAAGAGGUGAAUUGGCUGAACAGUCAAUUAUCUACAGUUACAGCAAAAUGUUCAGACCUGGAAAAUAAAACUGAUAAUGUACAGAUUUCCCAGGAUAUUGCUGCAAGUGGCUCUGGAAAACCAGGAUAUGUUAAUGAAAUUGAAAUGCAACUGAAAGAUGCUUUGGAGAAAAACCAUCAGUGGCUCUUGUAUGACCAGCAAAGGGAAGCUUAUGUUCAGAACCUCUUGGCAAAGAUCUUUGAAUUGGAGCAGCAGCUGGCUGUUAACCAACAACAAGCAAAAGAAACCAGGCCAGAAGAAGACAAGCAAAGAUAUUAUGAACAGCAGUUAGCAGCUUCCCAAAAUGAUCUCGAGGCAGAAAGGCAAACUGUAGCCCAGCUGCAUGCUGACCUGAAUGAAUUCCAAAGGAAGUAUGAUGAAGCCAAGCAGGAAGUGAUGAAUUUGAAAAGCCUAUUAAAGUUGCACCAGCAGGUUGAUGUUCAGACUCUUCAAGAUGAAAACCACAUCAAAGGGCAGAUAUUACAGAGGCUUACACGUGAAAAUGAGGCUAUGAGAGGAAAGCUGGAUGAAGAAAGGAAGAGAACGCAAGCUCUCUCAUCUCAGGUUGAACUGCUGCAGAAAUCUUUGUUAAAACAGCAAGACGAAAAUACAAGGCUGGACGCUUUGGAACAACAGAUCCAGGCAUGCACUUCAGACUUUGAGAAUGAAAAGCUUGAUCGCCAGAACUUGCAGCAUCAGUUAAAUAAGGUUCUUAAAGAGCUGCGCAAGGCAAGGGAGCAAAUCACACGUCUUGAGCCCUCAAAGCUUCCAGAGCAUGGAGGAUGUAUAGAAGUCUUGCAUAACUUCCAGAGUGAGUUUGAAGACAAGCUGACACUACAAGACAAAAGUUCUUCACCAAGGCGAUCCAAUCUUCUUGAUGAAAGUUUCCUGGCAUGCCCCAAAUGUAAAGCACAAUAUCCUACAAGCCAGCAUAGGGAAUUAUUAGCCCAUAUUGAUGUUUGCCCAGAUUAAACACAAGGGCAGACCUGCAGUUCUGUCUUAUUAGACCCAGGUAUUUUAAUUAAAAAUAAUGGCUUUUAAAAAAAAGCAAUGCACUUAGAUUCUGUAGGACUAUAGUUUAUAUUCCAGCUAAAACAUUGUACGUA
Molecule: messenger RNA, 1529 nt
Organism: Sceloporus undulatus (fence lizard)
Lineage: Eukaryota; Metazoa; Chordata; Lepidosauria; Squamata; Phrynosomatidae
Gene: CEP55
Product: centrosomal protein 55
Exons: 8
Coding region: 10-1395 (461 amino acids)
Biological process (GO): mitotic cytokinesis; regulation of phosphatidylinositol 3-kinase/protein kinase B signal transduction
Source: RefSeq, a predicted model, not a curated record